Molecule: messenger RNA, 1215 nt
Organism: Ochlerotatus camptorhynchus
Lineage: Eukaryota; Metazoa; Arthropoda; Insecta; Diptera; Culicidae
Exons: 1
Coding region: 1-1215 (404 amino acids)
Molecular function (GO): nucleic acid binding; zinc ion binding
Source: RefSeq, a predicted model, not a curated record
AUGGAGAACAGCAAAUCUACUUUGUUACCUUUUGACACCAAUAACACCGCAUCGAUUGAAACACGCUGGAUGAAAUGGAAGAGAUCUCUGGAGUUGUUCCUAGAGGUGAAUAUUGUUGCUCUCCCAUCCAGGAAGAAGUCGUAUCUGCUGCAUUUCAGUGGAACACAGAUACAGGACAUUUUUUUCGAUACACCUGGACACGAUGCACCCCCGCCAGCGGACUCGGACGUUUACAAGGAGGCGAUAAGAUUACUGGAUGCUCAUUUUGCACCAUUCUCCAAUGUUCCUUACGAUCGGUACGUGUUCCGGAAAAUGAAGCAAACUGAAGAUGAAUCGGUGGAGAAAUUCGUCGCCCGUCUUCGAGAGCAAGGGCGCCUGUGCGAGUACGGGAAUGCACUCGAUAUGCGAGUUGCAGAACAAGUGUUUGACAACAGCCGAUCGGACGAGCUGCGUGAAGUGAUUAUUAAGAAGAAGUUGAUGAAUGUGGAAGAAAUCGUGCAGGAGGCACGGAUCUUGGAAACAGUGAAUCGUAAUAAGGAGGAUAUGAAGAGAAAUUCGGCUCCUAUGGGCCAAAGCUGUGUGAACCAAAUCAAAAAGGGUGCGAAGAAAGAAAAGUGUUUCCGAUGCGGAAAUGUUGGACAUUUUGCCAACGAUAAAAGUUGUCCCGCGAAAAACAAAGUGUGUGAUAGCUGUAAGCUAGUGGGACAUUUCCGGAAAAUGUGCAAAACCAAGCCGGAGAACCGAAAAUCGAAGGAUAAAAGAAGCAAGAAGAAGGUGUGGCAAGUUCAAGAUUCCGAAGACGAGAGCAAUGUCCCAGGCGGCAGCGAAGUCAGCAGCGAAGAUAGUGACGACGACGUUCAGCACAUUUACGCUACCGGAAAUAAACACGAUCUGGUGACAUAUUACACAGGUGGUGUAAAAUUGGAUUGGAUUGUCGACACCGGCGCUCACGUUAACGUCAUCAGCCGAACUACAUGGCGUCAUCUGAAACAACACGGAUGUAAAUUUACCGACGUCCAGAAAUCACGGAAAUUUCUGCGGGUCUACGGUAACGGUAAACUAACAGUUCACAAGACUUUCAAAACGGAAAUUACCACCCGUUCGAAGCGUGUAUUUCACGACGUGUAUGUUGUGGAUAACGAAACAGGGGCUAAUUUGCUGUGCAAGAGUACAUCGUUGGAGCUGGGAAUUGGCAGCAAGGCGAGUUCUGCGUAA